Micromonas commoda is the source of this 968-nucleotide messenger RNA. RefSeq lists its product with no specific name. Gene Ontology annotation, biological process: vesicle-mediated transport. The record is from RefSeq and is a predicted model, not a curated record. The transcript has a single exon. Lineage: Eukaryota; Viridiplantae; Chlorophyta; Mamiellophyceae; Mamiellales; Mamiellaceae. Gene Ontology annotation, cellular component: membrane. The coding region runs from base 196 to 885 and encodes 229 amino acids.
CGCCAGGGUCACCCCGCGGCGCGCGACCGGUCCCGGCACCCACCGAGGCUCCCACACGCCUCGUCGCGCCCCGGAUCCGUCGUCCCGCGCGAAACCCGCGUCGUCAAACCCGAGAUCGCGCGCUCGCCUCGUGGCCGUUGAAAACGGAGUGACGCACCGCACGCGUCUUUUGGGGAGCAUCCGUUCGUUGGAACCAUGGGGGGGAACGUGCGGUACGCGGCGUUCGCGCGCCUCUCCGACGGCCUCACCCUCGCGUCGUUCAAGGGCAAAGGCGCCACUAACGCCGUCACCGAGACUGCGCACAAGGUGCUCCGCUCGGGCAACCUCAAGCCGAACGGGCAGCUGACCGUCACCGUGGAUCGCACCAUCGGCACCCUCCACCUCGCGGCGGGCGACGGCGACGUCCUCGCGGUGAUCACGGCGCCGGACUACCCGCGCCGCAGCGCGUUCAAGCUCCUCGACGAGAUCCGCGAGAUGGUCCGCGCGGGGUGUCGCGCCGAGGACGUCGGCGCGGCGUCGCGCGAGGGCGAGCUGCAGUCCGCGGUGCCCGCGCUGGCGUCGACGUGCAGGCGGUACGAAGAUCUGGGCGAGGUGGACAAGCUGACGUCGGUGUCGCUGCAGGUGGAGGAGGUCAAGGCGACGAUGGAGGGCAACAUAAACAAGAUGCUGGACAACGCGGAGACGGUGGGCGCCGUGGAGGACAAGGCGGAGGCGCUGAGGGACGGCGCGCAGCAGUUCCAGCGGCGGAGCGACAACAUCAAGCGCGCCAUGUGGUGGCGCCUGUUCAAGAUCAAGUUGAUAUUCGGCCUGCUCUUCGUCGUGGUGCUGGGGUACAUCUUCAUACCGAUCAUCGUCAAGGCGUCGGAGGACUCGGAGAAGAAGUGAGCGCGCGGUUCCAGAGGGGAGUAACGACGAGGAAGGGACCGCGGCGGGGUAGUCGGUUGUUUGUACGAAGUUAACAUGGGGGU